Messenger RNA from Prosopis cineraria, 2197 nucleotides. RefSeq names its product beta-amylase 3, chloroplastic-like. Gene Ontology annotation, biological process: polysaccharide catabolic process. The transcript is spliced from 4 exons. Lineage: Eukaryota; Viridiplantae; Streptophyta; Magnoliopsida; Fabales; Fabaceae. Bases 237 to 1934 code for a protein of 565 amino acids. Gene Ontology annotation, molecular function: beta-amylase activity. The record is from RefSeq and is a predicted model, not a curated record.
GAAACACGUAAAGAAAAAGGAGGAAUGAGGAGAAUCUCAAUCAAUUCCAAAUGUGAGCCGACUAGCUUUGAUUUUUUGCGCUUUUUUCACUUUUCGAAGAGACCCCACCAAUUUUGUCGAGUUCAUCAGUUCAGUUCCGAAAUUAGAACUAUUUCUUUCCCCAUAAAGUACGGCUUUCCAAGUUGAGUAAUCUAAUUCCACCACAUGUGCCUACGUCUUCCCCUGCAAACACAAAAAUGGCUCUAGCAUUUCGUUCUUCAAUUUCUUUCAUCAACCAGAAAGAGCCCAAAGCUCUCGACGACGUCGUCUCUGCUUCAGUUUCCUUCGCAAAAAUAAAGCCAUGGCUCCGCCUGCAAGCCAAGCACUCACCCUCGAUGCACGAAUCACCAGCCAAACGUGACAGUCAUCGUCGUCAUCAUCAGCAGCAGCACUCGAGCCAUCAUCACACGAGGAGGAAGAAUGAGAAGGUGGAGAAGGUGCACGCGCCUUCGGCUGCGCGUGGUCACAAUCACAGCAACCACAAGGAGUGGAUGAAGGUGCCGGUGUUCGUGAUGCUGCCAUUAGACACAGUGACGAUGGGAGGGACUUUGAAUAAGGCGAAAGCGAUGAAUGCGAGUCUGGUGGCUCUCAAGAGCGCCGGAGUUGAAGGAGUGAUGGUGGAUGCUUGGUGGGGUUUGGUGGAGAAAGAUGGCCCUUUGAAUUACAACUGGGAUGCCUAUGUUGAGCUUGUCAACAUGGUGCACAAGCAUGACUUGAAGCUUCAGGUUGUUAUGUCUUUUCAUCAGUGUGGAGGCAAUGUCGGAGACACCUGCAGCAUCCCUCUGCCGCCAUGGGUGCUUGAAGAAAUAAGCAAGAAUCCGGACCUGGUUUACACCGACAAAUCAGGGAGGAGAAAUCCUGAGUACAUCUCGUUAGGCUGUGAUUCACUGCCUGUCUUGAGAGGAAGGACACCGAUUCAGGUGUACGGUGAUUACAUGAGGAGCUUCCGUGACACGUUUAGAGAUUACUUGGGCAGUGUCAUUGUGGAAGUUCAAGUGGGAAUGGGUCCUUGUGGGGAGCUCCGAUAUCCAUCUUAUCCAGAAAGCAACGGAACUUGGAGUUUUCCUGGCAUUGGAGAAUUUCAAUGCUAUGACAAGUAUAUGAAAGCAUCUCUGGAAGCAUCAGCAGAGGCCAUCGGAAGGAAAGAAGGGGGAACAAGCGGACCACAUGACGCAGGGCAUUACAAUCAAUUCCCCGAGGAGUCUGGAUUCUUCAGAAGGGAUGGAACAUGGAACACUGAGUACGGACACUUCUUCUUGGGCUGGUACUCCGGCAAAUUGCUAGAACACGGCGAAAUGAUCCUCAAAUCUGCCAAUGAAAUAUUCCAACAUUGCGGGGUGAAACUUUCCGGGAAAAUUGCGGGCAUCCACUGGCAUUACCGAUCCAGGUCUCACGCUUCUGAGUUAACUGCUGGAUACUACAACACUCGAUUCCGUGACGGAUAUCUACCAAUAGCAAGAAUGCUGGCAAAACAUGGGGUUGUAUUCAAUUUCACCUGCAUGGAGAUGAAAGACGGAGAGCAGCCAGAACAUGCAAAUUGCUCACCUGAAGGGUUAGUUCAUCAAGUGAAGAUGGCAACUAAGGCAGCUGGAGUAGAACUUGCUGGAGAGAAUGCAUUGGAGAGAUAUGAUGAGCAUGCUUAUGCCCAAGUUUUGGCAACAAGCAGAUCAGACUCAGGCAAUGGAUUGACUGCAUUUACAUACCUAAGAAUGAACAAAAAGUUGUUCGAAGGAGAUAAUUGGAGGCACCUCGUAGAGUUCGUGAGAAGCAUGUCUGAAGAUGGUCGGAGACACAGACUUCCGCACUGUGAUUCCAAUGGGACCGAUCUGUACGUCGGACAUAUCAAAGGAACUAAGAAGAAACAAGGCCAAGGUCAAGAGGUUGCUGUUGUGUGAAUAUUUACGGAGGCAUGUUCAGGCGUCCGGGGGGGGGGGAUACAUAUUCAAAAGCACAGUAAAAUAUUACAGAACAAUCACAAAAAGUCAGAGCAACAGAGAAAAACGGAAAAGUCGUGACAGCAAAUACAGAAGAACUGUGGCAUACGUGAUGUGCCAUGUCAAAACCUGCGAUGGUGAAGACAUUAUUUUAUUUAUGUCAUGUAUGUAACUCCAAUAUGAUUGGAGAAAACCUUUAUAUAUAAAGGUCCCCUACAUACUGA